This is a messenger RNA of Exophiala xenobiotica, 1025 nucleotides long. Its product is annotated as 40S ribosomal protein S8-B. Bases 106 to 711 code for a protein of 201 amino acids. The record is from RefSeq and is a predicted model, not a curated record. Gene Ontology annotation, biological process: maturation of SSU-rRNA from tricistronic rRNA transcript (SSU-rRNA, 5.8S rRNA, LSU-rRNA); translation. Gene Ontology annotation, molecular function: structural constituent of ribosome. Gene Ontology annotation, cellular component: cytosolic small ribosomal subunit; ribosome. The transcript has 3 exons. NCBI's taxonomy places the organism in Eukaryota, Fungi, Ascomycota, Eurotiomycetes, Chaetothyriales, Herpotrichiellaceae.
CCGCGACACACCCAGCUUCAGUCACACCAAUACCUCGACAGUCUACUCUAAUUGCUCACUUACUGAAGAACUGGUGACAAUCAGUCCUCUUCGGUUUCAGCAAUCAUGGGUAUCUCACGAGACAGCCGCCACAAGCGGUCCGCCACUGGUGCAAAGCGCGCUUACUACCGAAAGAAGAGAGCCUUCGAGAAGGGUCGUCAACCAGCGAACACCCGUAUCGGCAACAAACGAAUUCAUCUUGUACGCACCCGAGGUGGUAACACAAAAUACCGAGCCCUCCGCCUCGAAUCCGGCAACUUCAGCUGGGGUAGCGAGGGUAUCGCCCGCAAAGUCCGUGUCAUCGUCGUCGCCUACCACCCUUCCAACAACGAACUCGUCCGAACCAACACCCUGACUAAGUCCGCCGUCGUCCAAGUCGACGCUGCUCCUUUCCGACAAUGGUACGAAGCACACUACGGCACCUCUUUGGGUCGGAGACGACAGGGCCAGAAAUCCGAGGCUGAGGAGAAGAAGGUCAGCAAGAGCGUCGAGACCAAGCGGGAAGAGCGGUUGAAGAAGUCCGGCAAGGUUGAGUCGGCGUUGGAGAGACAAUUCGAGGCUGGCCGUUUGUAUGCCGUGGUCAGCUCGAGACCGGGCCAGAGUGGACGUUGCGAUGGUUACAUCCUCGAGGGUGAUGAGUUGGCCUUCUACCAGCGAAACAUGAGAAAGUAGAUGCACACCACAUGAUGUCUUGUUGUGUCUUGGUGGUCAUGCUGCUCGUCUAGCGAAUGGAUGAGAAGGGGAAAAAUCACGUCGGGAGCCAUGGCAUGGCAUGGCAUAUCCUACUCACACCUCGAGGAAUGUUGUACGUGGUGCUCCGAGCAGGGAGUCACUGCUUUGCCUGGUUCGGCCAUUCUAGUCUUGCGGGUACGAAAUCAGUAGCGUCACAGAGGUCGCAAAUGAGUUUACGCACAUGAGAGCCGAAAAGCAAAGGCAUUCAUACUACGAGGCUAGAAAAUUUCAAGUUUUCAAUCAACAAUUGUGAC